Molecule: messenger RNA, 2232 nt
Organism: Helianthus annuus (common sunflower)
Lineage: Eukaryota; Viridiplantae; Streptophyta; Magnoliopsida; Asterales; Asteraceae
Product: disease resistance protein RGA2
Exons: 1
Coding region: 1-2232 (743 amino acids)
Biological process (GO): defense response to other organism
Molecular function (GO): ADP binding
Source: RefSeq, a predicted model, not a curated record
AUGAAAAAAAUCAUCGAGUCCGUAGAUAAAUCUGGGUGUACGCUUACACAGCUCGAUACGUUGCAAGCUUCCCUCCAAAACAAGUUAAUGGGAAGAAAAUUCUUAAUUGUACUAGAUGAUUUUUGGGCUGAAGAGAACGAAGAGGGAAAAUGGAAAACAUUAAGUGGAACAUUAAGUUGUGGGGAAGAAGGAAGUAUUGUUGUGAUGACAACACGGUCAGAGAGAACUUGUAGAAUGAUGGCUAAGGUUGGUGAGUUACAACAUGAACUGGGAUGUUUAUCAGAAGAGGACUCGUCGUUAUUAUUCCAGAAGCAUGCAUUUGCACAAGGAAGAGUGGGGGAUGACGAACGUAAGCUAGAGCCUAUUGGAAGGGAAAUAGUUGUGAAAUGUAAGGGGCUGCCUUUGGCGGUGAAGACUUUGGGCAGCUUAAUGUGGUCAAAAAGUAAUAGCAACGACUGGCAACGUGUGAAAGACAGUAACAUAUGGAACUUACAAGAAAAUAAUGUCUUGCCUGCUUUAAAGUUAAGUUAUGAUAACUUGGUUCCACAUUUAAAGAGAUGUUUUUCUUAUUUUUGUUUGUUUCCUAAAGGCUAUAAAAUAAAAAAAGAUGAACUGAUUUUGCUGUGGGUAGCAAACGGUUUCAUUCCGCCCAGAGAAGAAACAGACAACUUGUAUGUGAUUGGAGAAGAAAGUUUUAAUUGUUUGGUUUGGAAAUCCCUCUUCCAGGUGGAUGAUGAUGAUACAUGUAAAAUGCAUGAUCUAGUGCAUGACAUGGCACGGCAUGUAAUGAAACAUGAUUGUUUAGUUAUAGAGCCUACUUGUAAGGAGGUUAAAAUCCCAGAUGAGGUGCUUCAUUUGAGCUCGUCAUGUCUGGAUGAAAUGUUAAUUUUAUCAUCUGAGGAUUUAGGAAAGUUAACAUCAUUAAGGUCAAUAUUCAUGUUCGGGGAGGGGGAUGUAGGUUGCAUCAGUCAUCUUUUCAACCACAUGUAUGUAAGGGUAUUACACUUGGAUCUUACGGAGUUAUGCACAUUACCAGAAUCAAUUUGUAAACUCAAACAUCUGAGAUACUUGAAUUUAUCAAAGUCAAGUAUAGAAGCUUUACCCGAGUGGAUUAUGUAUCUCCAAAACUUGCAAGUGUUGAUUUUAUGUUGGUGUAGCAGAUUGCGUAAAUUGCCUGAAUCGAUUUGCAAGCUGAGAUAUCUGAAAUUCUUGACCUUACUAGGCUCGGGAAUAGAAGUUUUACCUGACGGCCUAAAAGACAUGAUUAGCCUUCAACGUUUGGACAUCAAUGGUUGUGAUUCACUCCGACAUUUGCCGUUUGGAAUCGGGAAACUAACUAGUCUUCGAAUGCUUCCACGAUUUCCUGUCGGUAAGGAGAGAGGGGCCAAAAUAAGUGAAUUGGGGGAUUUAAAUCUUCUUGAGGGGAGGUUGGAGAUAGAAGGAAUUAAGAAUGUUGAAGGUUUAAGUGAGGCCAAGAGUGCCAAUCUCAUAUGCAAAACAAAUCUGUCGAUGUUGCUGUUAGACUGGUCGGACAAGGGUACCUAUACCUGGGAAGAAAUUACACCAGAAAUGUUUCCAGAAGAGGUUCUUGAGGGAUUAGAGCCAAAUCCAUCUUUAGAGAUAUUGAGAAUGCGUGAGUACAUGGGAAAGACCAUUUCUCCAAGUUGGAUGGACAAUUUAAGGAAUUUGGUUGAAAUUGUUUUCUAUGGGUGUAAGAACUGUGAGCGUAUUCCACCACUUGGGAGACUUCCCUGUCUUAGGGUUAUUCAGUUGGUGGAUAUGCAUUCUUUGAAGUAUUUUCACGAUGAUGAUAUAAACAUGUCAAUAGAUAACACCGAUAUGUUUAUUUGUUUACAAAGAUUAGAGAUCCAUUGGUGUCCAGAUUUGGUUUCCUUGCCAAGUAACCUUCCAAACCUCAUGGUUUUAGAAGUAACAGAUUGUUGGAGAUUAAUUUCCUUACCAGAUAAUCUUCCAAAACUGGAGGAUUUAGAAUUGAAUGGUUGCGACAAAUUAAUUUCUUUACCGUGUAAUCUUCCAAGCAUCAGAAAGUUGAAAUUUGAAUAUUGUGAUGGAUUACUUUCUCUACCGGAUGAGAUUCCGAGUUUCAAGGAUCUAAACAAACUUGAGAUAAGAAGUUGUAAACAUCUAAGUAAAAGGUGUAAAAGAGAGAAGGGUGAAGAUUGGCAUAAAAUUUCUCACAUUCCCGAUCUAAGUAUUGAUGCUCCAAUGUAA